Molecule: messenger RNA, 2935 nt
Organism: Rattus rattus (black rat)
Lineage: Eukaryota; Metazoa; Chordata; Mammalia; Rodentia; Muridae
Gene: Stard7
Product: StAR related lipid transfer domain containing 7
Exons: 8
Coding region: 364-1485 (373 amino acids)
Molecular function (GO): lipid binding
Source: RefSeq, a predicted model, not a curated record
CGCGCCCUCGGCGCGAGAGGCGGACACAGGCACACGGGACCUCUCCUGCUGCGGCCCGGGACGUCCACCGCUCUGCUUCCCGCGCACGGGACGCGGGGGUCCCGCGAGCUUCCGCCGUAUCCACUGACGAGCGGGCCGCCAGGACCAAGAAGGCCUCGUGCAGAGGCGCUCUCCUCAGAAUCCACUCUACCUCAGCAGCUUCUGCAGAGAGGCAUGAGGGGCGGCUCCUGGCUUCUGGAGCGUGAGGUGGGCUCGGGGUCAACCAGUUAAGGGGACAACGUGGACGGCCCGGCCCGGCCCGCCUCCCUCUAGCACUUCUACUCCUUGGCCUAGCGGCAGGCGCGGGAAUCCACAAAGGCCGACAUGUUCCCGAGGAGGCCGCCGGCCACCCUGGCCGCCUGGCUGACGGGCGCGCGGGGCGGGGGCCUUCUGGCCGCGCUGGCCAAUCAGUGCCGCUUCGUGACGGGCCUGCGCGUGCGGCGAGCGCAGCAGAUCGCGCAGCUCUACGGCCGCCUGUAUUCCGAGAGCUCGCGCUGCGCCCUACUCGGACGCUUCUGGCGCCGGCUGCGCGGCCGUCCCGGUCAUGCCUCUGCCUUGAUGGCGGCGCUCUCCGGUGUUUUCGUAUGGGACGAGGAGAGGAUCCAGGAGGAGGAGUUGCAGAGGUCCAUUAAUGAAAUGAAACGGUUGGAGGAAGUGUCAAAUAUAUUUCAGAGUUCUGGAGUUGAGAGUCACCCUCCCGAACCAAAGUGCCCAGCGGAAGGGAAUGAAAAGUCAAAAGACAAAGAAGAACCAUGGGAAAUGGUGAUGGACAAGAAACACUUCAAGCUGUGGCGGCGUCCAAUUGCAGGCACCCACCUUUACCAGUACCGAGUUUUUGGAACAUACACAGAUGUGACGCCCCGACAGUUCUUCAAUGUUCAGCUGGAUACAGAGUACAGGAAAAAAUGGGAUGCCCUUGUGAUCAAGCUAGAGGUGAUUGAGAGAGAUGCCGUCAGUGGUUCUGAGGUUCUUCAUUGGGUAACACAUUUUCCUUAUCCAAUGUACUCUCGGGAUUAUGUUUAUGUUCGGCGGUAUAACGUGGAUCAGGAAAACAAUGUGAUGGUCCUGGUGUCACGUGCAGUGGAACACCCCAGUGUACCAGAGUCUCCAGAGUUUGUCAGGGUCAGAUCUUAUGAAUCCCAAAUGGUUAUCCGUCCUCACAAGUCAUUUGAUGAGAAUGGCUUUGACUACUUACUGACAUACAGUGACAAUCCACAAACUGUGUUCCCUCGAUACUGUGUCAGUUGGAUGGUUUCUAGUGGCAUGCCAGAUUUCCUGGAGAAGCUGCACAUGGCCACUCUGAAAGCCAAGAACAUGGAAAUCAAAGUGAAGGACUACAUCUCGGCUAAGCCUCUGGAAAUGAGCAGUGAGGCCAAGGCCACUGCUUCAUCCCCCGAGCGGAAGAAUGAGGGUAGCUGUGGCCCGGCUCGGAUUGAGUAUGCUUAAAGGCUUUUGGAUAAGGAAAGACAGGCACUUCCAGCCCUGCCUUGCUCCUUCAGCUCUGCUGCAGGACAAGGACAAGUCACACAUGUUUGAAGACAUCUGCUGUAACUGUCAUUGCAAGAGAAUUUAGAACUGGAGUUAGAUUUCCUCUGGAGUCCUAAUACUCUUUACCAAACAGAGGACCAUGACAUCGUGGAGCUGUCAUGUUCUCAGGCCAGCUGUUGUGAAAUCCAGUAUCAUGCUGACCUACUCUGGAACAACCUCUCACUGUAGGCCAGAAGGGGAUGAUUCCUAUCCGCCUCCUACAAGCAGCUUCCUUGCUGACAUUCCAAAUGCCACCAUCGGUUAUGCAAUGCUCUGGAUAUCCUUCAGUUCUGUAGGUCACUUGAAGAGUGGUUGGCCCCGGGUUCUCCCUAAGUGGUUUUUUGAAGUGCUCUUGGUAACAGUCCUGUGGUGGUGUGAGCAGUUCUGGCUGAGCUAAGUGCCUUGUCCUCACCUUGCUUUAUCUUUAAAGACAUGAAGUUUGUACCAAGGGAUCCUUCCCCCUGCAAAAUACCAUGACAUUGACUCAUCUGAUGAAAGCAGCUUUCAUCUUAACUGGCCUUUCUGUGUUCAUGGGCUGUGCUCACUGGAUCAUGGCCUCUGCCGUAGCCUUAGCCCAUAUGCCAGGAGCACCAGAGACAAACCCCUCUAGACAAUAGCUUUCUAUUUGAUGUCAUCAGUGUUUUGAUAGGGUCAGUGGAAAUGCACACAAAACAGUUUACGUAAAAAUAACCAGAUUUCUUUUUAACCCUUGUAGCAAAUGGAGUUGGGAGGUUGAGCACAGCUCGUUCCAUUGUCUUGUUUGUUUUGGCACUAUUUUCCCACUACAGAUUGACUGGGCUAUUUUGGACAGAUAAAGGUAGUGGAUAAUGGUUGUGCCAUUUUCUCAGAGUUUUCAAAACUGUAAGCUGACAUAUGGGCCAGCAGAUGGAGUCUUGCCCAAUACCAGUAUGGUAGGGAUGGGGCUUAUGUGACCCUCUGGUCUUCUAAACCGUCAAUCCUCAGAGCUGACAUAGAAGUAAUAUACACAGUUUGGAUAAGAUCACAACCAGGUGAUAGGUGCCUGACCUUGCUGGUUUCUUUAUGGUAAAUAGGGAUCAAGUUUUACAUCCUUCUCUCUCUUUUCCUGGAGUUAAUAUAGCUGAAAUUUUCUUUGCCUGCUUGCUACCUACCCUGUUGUGGUGUUGAAAAAGGAAACUAAACCCAAGGUGAACAUAACCCUUUAACCUUCUUGUUGCCUAUUGAGUUCUGUGCCAAGGAAACAACUGACUCCCCCAGUGUUUCUGUCCUUUCAGUUGUUGGCAGAGAGUUGCAUUGAGAAGCCCCAAUGUCUUUCAUAUAUCUGAAUUUAACAUCUGUAGUUGAAUGCCUGUGAGUGUGAGAGCGAUUGUAAGCAUGUGUGUGUGUGUGU